Messenger RNA from Gastrolobium bilobum, 985 nucleotides. RefSeq names its product CASP-like protein 2C1. The coding region runs from base 145 to 693 and encodes 182 amino acids. Lineage: Eukaryota; Viridiplantae; Streptophyta; Magnoliopsida; Fabales; Fabaceae. The transcript is spliced from 3 exons. The record is from RefSeq and is a predicted model, not a curated record.
UUCCACCUUACCCGUGGCCGUGGAUAGUUCUCAGUCAUUAGCGUGUAGUCAACCAUUGACAUAACAUGCAUCUACUCAAAAACUCAAUAAAUGAGCCCAAGAUGGAGCAAAAACUAAGAAUCAGAAUAGGAUUCGUAUGAAGAAAUGGAGUUCGGAAUGGCUAGAGGGGAAGUUUAUCUAAGGGUCUCAGCAAUACUUGUCUUGGUAUUAACUGCUUGUUUAGUUGCUUUUGAUACUCAAACAAAGGUUGUCUUAUUAACUAUUGAGAAGAAGGCUACCUACAAAGACGUGAAUGCUCUCAAGAUCUUGGUCUACAUUACAUCUGCUGCAGCUGGUUAUAAUAUGCUUCAACUAUGCAAACACUCUCUCUCAGCCUAUUCUGGAGGAAAUCCAAAAGGGUCUAGUAUUUCCAUGGCUUGGAUUUGUUUUUUGUUGGAUCAGAUCGCGGUGUACAUGACAUUCGCCACAAACUCUGCAGCACUUGAAGCCUCGGUGCUGGCAAUAACUGGAUCAGAAGCCUUACAGUGGAUGAAGGUAUGUAACAAAUUCAACAGAUUCUGCAUCCAAAUUGGAGGGGCUCUGUUAUGUGGCUAUGUUGCGUCCAUCCUAAUGGCUCUGAUAUCCACUAUCUCAGCCUACAAAGUGUUCAGGAUGUACUCACCAAAGUGGUUUUUGCGUUUAAAGAGAAGAUGAUCAUCAUCUUUCAAAGCAUAUAUACUUGUAUGCUGUGAAGUUUUUAAGCAGAAAAUUAAAAUUGAAGAAGAUGAAGCAUUGUGAAGAAAGGUUCGUGAAAGAGUAAUACAUAGACAUAGUAGCUUACCUUUUGUUGUCAAUUGCUAAUAGAUUAAUGCAAUUUUCUCUCUUUUCCUCAUGUUUUUACCGCCUAAAAUACUUAACGGCAAAAAUUUUCGCACGCCAAAAUCUUUAUAUUAUUUUUGGGAAAUCAUUUUCUCACGUUGUUGAACAUGUUGUGAGAUAUCGAAAU